Molecule: messenger RNA, 708 nt
Organism: Tupaia belangeri chinensis (Chinese tree shrew)
Lineage: Eukaryota; Metazoa; Chordata; Mammalia; Scandentia; Tupaiidae
Product: putative protein FAM205B
Exons: 1
Source: RefSeq, a predicted model, not a curated record
GAGGUACAUGUUAAAAAAUGGAUGCAUUUCCAGAGAUGGGGGCUCCCGAGGCGCGUGGAGGAGUCCCUGAGACAGCAUAUGCCAAACCCACCAUUGAAUUAUCACCCUAGAAAUAACCAACCACUGUGUUUCUUCAUGAAUAAUACUUCUCAAGUACCAGUUCAUAGAUUUGGGACUGUUUCCCACCAGACCUGGUGUUCAUGUAUGGCUGGUCAGCCUACCCAGAUCUUUUGGGUUUCUGAAUGGUCCAUUACAGACCCACAACAAAGGCACCACAGCCAGAAAGUUCUGAACCCUAUGGCUCUAGCCUUGCCCUCUCCAGUCCAUGAAGUCUCAGAUGGCCCCUAUUCACUGCCUCGAGGACAGGUUAAUGAGUCAGGGAUCCACCUGCAGCAGAAAUGCAGCCAGCUGUUCUGUGGCCUCCCUUCUCUGCACAGUGAGUCCCUUGUCACCACUUUCUUGGGUCCUCAAGGCGUUUCUCAGAAUGAGAGCCCAUACAAACCACUCUUAAAGGAUCCCUUUCUCUUUAAGGAGGUCUCCUUCCUCCCCCUGCUGCCUAAAACCCCACUCCAGUCAGCCCCACCCUCUUUUCCACUUCCCCCAAAUUGGCUGUCUUCAUCUGAUCAUCAACAAGUUCAGAUCAAUGUCCCAUUUCUGACGCUGGCUGAGUGUGAAGCCUUAGAGUGGCACCUGCUGCAGAGGCAGCUC